UAGGGACAAUUGAAGGCAGGGGUUGUAGUCCAAACCAGCAGUCGGUACUUGGUAGCAAGCUACUCGAUUUUGUGCUGCAGCUUCAGAAAUUAUUUGUGGCUUUUAAAUAUGGCUGGUGGUAAGGCAGGUAAAGACUCCGGGAAGACCAAGACGAAGGCUAUCUCGCGCUCUCAGAGAGCAGGACUGCAGUUCCCAGUGGGUCGUAUCCACAGACACCUCAAGUCCCGAACCACCAGCCACGGCAGAGUGGGAGCCACUGCAGCGGUGUACAGCGCGGCUAUUCUGGAAUACCUCACUGCCGAGGUAACUUUAACGCCAGCCUUGUUUAUCUCGCACCUUAUCCAUAUCGGAGCCGAUGUACAUAUGUCAAGUGUGGCUUUGUUUCAGGUUCUGGAGUUGGCAGGAAAUGCCUCCAAGGAUCUUAAGGUGAAGCGUAUAACCCCCCGCCACUUGCAGCUUGCCAUCAGAGGAGAUGAAGAGCUGGACUCUCUUAUCAAGGCCACUAUCGCUGGUGGAGGUGUGAUCCCUCACAUCCACAAGUCUCUGAUUGGAAAGAAGGGCCAGCAGAAGACUGUAUAAAUUGUUCUGGAAGUUGUGCCAUCUCAGGACGACGUCUGCAUUAAGUGGUUAAAUGUCUUAGAUUUAGAAGUUAUUUGUAUUGGUGAGCUUGCAUUUACUCACCUUGGGGUAUUUUUUUAAAAGUGGCUUCAGAGAAGCUCAUUUUUGUGUUAUGCUUCCUUUUUUUUCUGGUGCUGCUUUUUUUUUUUUUUUUUUGCAUUUGUUGUGGCAAUUCAAUGUUGAAAGUGGUGUUUUAAUAAAGCUCUAAUUGGGCAUUUGCAGUUUGUACUGUU
This is a messenger RNA of Perca flavescens (yellow perch), 851 nucleotides long. Its product is annotated as histone H2A.Z. The coding region runs from base 109 to 579 and encodes 156 amino acids. The record is from RefSeq and is a predicted model, not a curated record. Gene Ontology annotation, molecular function: structural constituent of chromatin; DNA binding; protein heterodimerization activity. Lineage: Eukaryota; Metazoa; Chordata; Actinopteri; Perciformes; Percidae. The transcript has 4 exons. Gene Ontology annotation, cellular component: nucleosome.